Durusdinium trenchii is the source of this 1266-nucleotide messenger RNA. Lineage: Eukaryota; Dinophyceae; Suessiales; Symbiodiniaceae. The record is from the annotation of a GenBank genome assembly.
AGCACUGCUCCCCAGACCGCCGGUCACCCGGGGCGACGGCGGUGACGGAGUGACCGGUGCGGCGUGACCGGGGCCCAUGGCGUGGCCGGAAAUGAUCUCGCCCGGGCAGCCGGGCAUCAAGAGGAACUUGAAUGGUGACGUGAUGUCAGUCCAUGGAGUCUUCAACUAUCAGAAGCCCGCCGUCGAGCGGACCUUAGUCCGCAAUGGGAAGCUGUACACCCACCGAGACCUGCGCGGAAGUGAUGAUAAGAUCUAUGGCGCGCAGUGGUCGAAUGAGGAGGUGGUGGUGCGGAAUGCGCGCCUGGAGGAGCCUUUCCAGCUUGAUGUGCAAGGCUUUGAACUGCAUAAGUUCCCCACGAACAUGGCUUACAGCGAGUUCUUUUUAGAGGACAAUAUCCUCAACCGAUAUCAUGCAGAGAUUAUUGAGCUCGUGAAGAAAGCCACAGGUGCCAAGUACGUGAUCCCCUUUGACCACAAUAUCAGGUCAGCCACUGGCAAGGCGAGUGAGAAGGAAAUCCAGGGUGGUGCCAAAGUGCAGUCUCCUGGAGGGCUGGUGCACAAUGACUACACCCUCACUGGGGGUCCUUUACGCUUCGAGCAGCUGGCGCAGCCUCCCAAGGUCAACGACAGCAUUCAGAAGGAGGGCAUGAAGCCGGCGAUCCCCGAGGCUGGCCACCCUGGUUGCUCCGCUGUUCUCUUGGACAUUCCACCUUUCGGCGAGCACCGCAGGAAGUCUACGAGGCCUGGGUGCAAAGCUCAGGUUGGGCCAUCAUCAAUGCUUGGAGAAACAUCCGAGAGAAGCCUGUGGAGGUCUACCCUUUUGCCUUGAUGGAUGCCCGAACGGCCUCUGAAAAGGAUCUUUGCGUCUUUGAGAUCCACUACAAAGACCGCAUCGGGGAGAACUACUUUGCUGCCAGCUCGCCGGAUCACCGGUGGUAUUACUACCCUCACAUGACCCGAGACGAGGUGAUUCUCCUGAAGCAAUGGGACUCUCAAGGAUGGCUCCAUGGCGGUCCUCGCGCGAACUUCACCUUGCACUCGGCCUUCAAGGACCCCUCCAGCCCCGAAGAGGGGGAGGAUCGCGUCUCCUGCGAGGUGCGCUGCGUUUGUGUUUGGGAGGAGUAGUGAGUCAGUGAGAAAGAUGUUUGCAGCAAGCUGCUUUGAAACUGAGCAGGUUUGCUGUAACCUUUGAAAGUUUCCACGUAGACGUAGCCUUCCCACGUAGCCCUUGCUUGCCAAAGACUUGCAGAAACUCAUCGCUUCCGC